UGAUACUCGAAGACAUUUCGUUCCGCUUGGAUAUGAAGACAAGCAAAUAAUGGGUUGUUUCAGGUGGAAUUUUACCAGUUGAGCUUGUUCGUGUACUUCGGCACACGGAGACUAGUGCUGGUAAUGACUAAUUUUGCCCUGCGGAGAAGCUGCGUUUGUCCUUGCCGGUUCUGAACGACAAAAACCUCCAUGACUGUAAAGCAAUACACACCCAUAAUGUCAAAUCGCAAUUGGGAAGUUUUUCCAGGGAGAAACAAGUUUUACUGCGAUGGAAGGAUUAUAAUGGCGAGAAAUAACGGCGUAUUUUAUUUUACCGUGGUGCUUAUUGUGGUAACCAGUGGACUUUUCUUUGCAUUUGACUCUCGUUACUUGUAUAUGCAUGUUUCUCCAGCUGUCCCAUUCAUUGCAGCAUGGUUAUUUAUCUUUGUCAUGUCAACACUACUUCGCACAGCUUUCAGUGAUCCUGGUAUAGUACCUCGAGCAUCAACCGAAGAGGCAGCUUAUAUUGAAAAAACUUUAGAAACUCCAAAUCAAGAUUCUCAAACAUAUAGGCCUCCUCCCAGAGUGAAGGAGAUCUCAAUAAAUGGACAAACUGUUAAACUUAAAUUUUGUUUUACCUGCAAGAUAUUUAGACCUCCUAGAGCAUCACACUGCAGUAUGUGUGACAACUGCGUAGAGCGGUUUGACCACCACUGUCCAUGGGUUGGGAACUGUGUAGGGAAAAGGAACUACAAGUUUUUCUUCAUGUUUCUAGUUUCUCUCUCAAUCUACUGUUGCUAUCUCUUUGCUUUUGUUGUAACUCAUCUUGCAUUGUUAUCACAAGGAGAGGAAAGUUCAUUUAUUUCUGCAAUGAAAAAGUCUCCUGCUAGUAUCUUAGAGGCUAUUAUUUGCUUUUUUUCAAUCUGGUCAAUAGUUGGAUUGACUGGUUUUCAUUCAUAUUUGGUUGGCUCAAAUCAAACUACAAACGAAGAUAUUAAAGGAUCAUUUUCCUCACGAAGUGGCCAAGGAAAUGUCAAUCCUUAUAGUCGGGGCUCAGUAUUGAAAAACUGUGCUGAAGUUCUUUGUGGACCACUUCAGCCCAGUUUAAUAAACAGAAGAGGUGUUAUUAUCCCUGAACCUCCUGAAUCAGACAAGUAUGGGGCAGUAAGGACAUCAACAACGGCACCCAUGUCCCCCACACAAUUAGGCUCAACAAAUGGUGUCAGACAUGAUGCCAGUAGAGCAGAGGAUGAACAAAACAAGUUAUUACCCAAGGCACAAGAACAAGACAGUCUCCAAGCUGACAGUGAAAAGGGACUUGUUAAAUUAAGCAGUGUGUGAACAAUAACCUGUACCUACAUGUGUAUGGAUCUACAGUUUUAACGUUUGUUCAGUGUAACAACAGUUAAAACAUGGAAUUAAGUUUCAGUAUUGAAGGUUCCAUCUGUGUUUGUCUCAGGGUCAAGGGUGUUGUUUUACAGGUCCCAUGUAAUGUACCAUUUUGUCGGUAGAAGGGAUUAGCACAAGACUGGAGCAUUUAUCCAAAGGAAAAGCAAUGGACACUACUUACAGCAAAGCAGUACACCCAUUAUGAACUUCAAGUAAUGAUCAACUAACUAAAUCAUUAGCCCCAUUUUAUUACUUAUUGUAGGAGUCCUUGCAUGUAUCAAGCCACGAUACCCUAUGACAAGUGCAGAGUCAGGGUUUUGCUCUGAUUUCUGAGGUGACCUAAUGUGUCUGACAAGCAGAGAGCAGUGGAGAUCAAUAGUUACUGAUUCAUAAUAUCUUCUAGGCAGAAUAUUGAUGUGACAGCAUGAGUAGCCAACAAAGCCAUGCAUGUAGUAACUGGCAAAGCUCAUCUGCCUCUGGCCCUUAUUUACAAUCCUGCUGUAUAUUUUAGUUAAGAUUAUCAAACAACGAGCCUGACAUCUACAUUUCAGAGAGUAAAUCAAGCUUUAAGGGUAUCCACACUGACAAUAACUUGUAAUUUUAGUGGUCAAUAUCUCACAAUUGUACCCAGCUCUUAGUAUUUUAUGCUGUUUUACAGCUAAGUGUGUGAUUUCCUUGAAUUUCAUCUUAUGCAUUUCAUUGUUGGUGGAAAUCAAAAUACAUGUCUUGAGCACUAAUUCAAAUACUAAUGAAGAAUGUCAGGGUUCUCAAAGAACUUUACACCCUGAACAGCUUUGGUUUACACUCACUUGAGAAUAUUUCAGGCAAUCAAUCAUUUUAGGUUUUUCAAAUCAGUAGGAACAUCAUUAGGAAAUACAACUACUGAUCAGAGGUUAUCUCACAUUUGAAGGAAAUUGUGACUCUUUUUAGUAUUGUUAUGGCCUGUUGAUUUACAGUGGUUUCCAGAUAUUGUACAACGUGACAAAUAACAUUGAAAAUGUACUUGAUAAUUAAAGUUUUGGUUUUGGAAUUGA
Molecule: messenger RNA, 2402 nt
Organism: Pocillopora verrucosa
Lineage: Eukaryota; Metazoa; Cnidaria; Anthozoa; Scleractinia; Pocilloporidae
Product: palmitoyltransferase ZDHHC14-like
Biological process (GO): protein targeting to membrane; peptidyl-L-cysteine S-palmitoylation
Cellular component (GO): endoplasmic reticulum; Golgi apparatus
Molecular function (GO): protein-cysteine S-palmitoyltransferase activity
Source: RefSeq, a predicted model, not a curated record